AUGGCCCAAUCAAGAGACUCCAAAGAUGAAAAUACUUCUGAAAACCAGUUCUUUUACCACUCCUCUUGGCCGGCACGGUGGUCGCACCCUGAAUUCACUGAUUGCAACACAGAGCGUCAUAAGCGCUGGAGUCAGCAGCCCUGGUAUAGAAAUCACGAUCGCUCUGCUGUGCGGCUAGUUGAAUUGGCUGAUGAUGAACGCUGGCCCUGGGGCUUCUUCAUCUACCGCACGGUGUACACCCCCGAGUCUGAUCAGGUCUGGUCUGCCUGUUUGGAGAAAAUUGACCGCUAUGUCCACUGGCAAAUUGACCAUGUUGAUGGUGACGAAUAUGCAGGGGCUGAGGACCAUGGCUUUCCUGAGAGGCUUGUCCAUGAGGGAUACAAAAAUGUUAUCCUUGAGGAUAAAGAACGCUGGGAUGGUGCAUCAAUUGAGCAGAUUCGCGAGGAUUUCAAGAACCGUGUUGGCGCUAGGAUACUGGAGGUUGUGCCUCGGUACACAGUGUGUCUGGCCAUUGAUCAGCAUUGCUUAGAUUCAAUUGUGAAUGCUUUUGAGCCAGUGGAGAGGAUGCAAGGGGGUGGGCCAAGGAUGGGAUUUAUUACUAUGGUUGAUCCUACAUUUGUACCAGGGGACUGUGAGGGUUAUUAUGGGUUUAUGCGAGUUGAGAUCAACACGCUUUGGUGGCUGACGGUACAGUUAAACUCGUCGUUUUCGAUGAGAGACAUCUGUCCAACGGUGCAACCAGGCAAGAUACCAGUUUACAAUGCCGACUACGGUUAUGCCGAUGAUGAUCCGUCAUGGACUGGGCCUAGGCCGGUAACGCCCAUGACUUACCGUGAGUAUGUUAAUGCCCAAAGGGCACUGUGUGAGCAUUUAGGGAUGCAGCAAUGA
This is a messenger RNA of Aspergillus udagawae, 888 nucleotides long. RefSeq lists its product as uncharacterized. Bases 1 to 888 code for a protein of 295 amino acids. Lineage: Eukaryota; Fungi; Ascomycota; Eurotiomycetes; Eurotiales; Aspergillaceae. The transcript has a single exon. The record is from RefSeq and is a predicted model, not a curated record.